This is a messenger RNA of Setaria italica (foxtail millet), 666 nucleotides long. RefSeq names its product glycine-rich RNA-binding protein. The record is from RefSeq and is a predicted model, not a curated record. Bases 98 to 406 code for a protein of 102 amino acids. Gene Ontology annotation, molecular function: RNA binding. Lineage: Eukaryota; Viridiplantae; Streptophyta; Magnoliopsida; Poales; Poaceae. The transcript has 2 exons.
UCCUUCCACAAAGAAGUCUUGUUCGCAUCAGAGAAAAACGAAUCCCCAAUCGGCCAAUCUCAGUGAGCUCGUGGUUAGGGUUCAAGAGGCCUCGAAGAUGGCGGCGCCGUGGUGGGACUCCGACUGGAAGGAACGCUCGGAGCGUGAGUACCGCUGUUACGUGAGCAACCUCUCGUAUGGCACAAGCGAGGCCUCCCUCAAGGAUGCUUUCUCAAACUACGGUCCCCUCAACUCUGAGAUCGUGGUGGAUCGUGAGACAGGGAGGUCCCGGGGGUUCGGGUUCGUGCAGUUCGAGGACAAGAAAUCGAUGGACAACGCCAUCCAAGACAUGAACGGCCAGGAGGUCGGCGGCCGCAACGUCAGAGUCAGCGAGGCGAAGCAGCGCCCGCGCCGAUGGAGGGCGUGAACGCUGGACGGUGGACACGGUCUGCGGCGUGGACGCGUAUGACGAACAAGUUAUCCUGUCGUUAGGCCUUCUAUUAAUCUCAGUAGCAGUGGUUGUCUCUUAUCGUUCCAAGUUAUCCCCUGGCCUUUGUAGUUAUUGUCAUGAUGUUCUAGUGUUAGUGUUCGUCGUCGUUGGAUUGCUAUAUAUGGAUGUGAGCUCGAUGAGUUAUCAGUCAUCUUGGCGCUUGGUGAUAUGAUACUCGCUACAUCAGAGUUGUCUAA